AAGGCAAUCAUGGGAAAGGAAGAAUUUCCUAUCGAUUCUGGAACCAUUAGAGAUGAUGAUGUGGCCUCUUCAGCUUCCUCCAACACCAUAACUAGCAAGUUAACACCCACUGCCCUUCGGGGAGUGAGUCCCUCUGUUGAAUUGUGUGCUAUCUAUCUUGUAUCUAGAGCAACUCAACAGGAACCACCAUUGAGGCAAUUUUUUGUGAGCGACUAA
Molecule: messenger RNA, 216 nt
Organism: Dovyalis caffra
Lineage: Eukaryota; Viridiplantae; Streptophyta; Magnoliopsida; Malpighiales; Salicaceae
Source: the annotation of a GenBank genome assembly